GUCUGACCGGCCUCACCAUGCUCCACAUCUCCUCGAACGACCUUUCCGGUCCCAUCAUCCCCGAGCUCGGCAGUUUGACCAAUCUCUGGUCCCUCGACCUCUCCUCCAACGACCUCUCCGGCCUCAUUCCCCUCGAGCUCGGCAGACUGUCGAGUGCCAAAUUACUACUUCUCGACCUCUACAACAACAACCUCUCCGGCCCUAUUCCCCCUGAGCUCGCUCGCCUAAGCGGCCUCGUGGGCCUGUACCUCCACAACAACAGCCUCUCCGGCCCCAUCCCCCCCGAGCUCAGCCGCAUGGGCAGGCUCGGUGCCCUGGACCUCUCCUUCAACGGCCUCUCCGGCCCCAUCCCCCCCGAGCUCGUCAACCUUACCAGACUCACCACCCUCGACCUCUCCAAUAACGAUUUAUCCGGCCCCAUCCCGCCUGAGUUCGGUCGUCUGCUGCGCAUCGAAACACUCAACCUCACUGGCACGGAUACGUCUUGCAAAACGCUUGACUUGUCCCGUAUGAUAAAUAUUACGAACCUAGGCCUUCCUUGCUCGCCACCCCCUUCUUUCGCGCACAACAAUCUGACCUACGUUGCGCUAUCCGUGAGGAGCAACAUUUCCACGAGACACCUGGAUCUCUCGUCGGUGCCAGACUCCUGCAAGAUCGUCAACCUGACGGGCCCGCACCCCGAUCUCGAGAGCAUCCGGUUCUGGAGAGCUUGCGACGAGGGCUGCGUCGUGAGCGUGGCGGGCACGGGGGCGAGACUGUCUCGCAGCACUCGCAGAAAGGUGUGCCUGGGUCGGAUAUCGGUCUUCCUCUCGGGUGAUAUUCCCGUCCCGCUGUACGAUACAUCUGGGGACUUCUUGGGCGUUCUCAGCAACGCGCAAGGGAAUUACGCUUUAGCGGACCCGGACUUCGUGGAUCUGAUCGACCUGGGGCGCGACGGGAGGGCGUACACGGGGGUCGGAUUCUCGAGGGUCCAGGCGGGUAACCUCUGCGGCAACCCCGAGGCGAAGGCGGUCACGGCGCUCGUCUUCGGGGCAUUCGCCGUCCUCUCGGUGGUGGCGACCAUCACCAUCGUCGUGGUGGCCCGCUGGCGCCGUCGAGUCCGAGGUGGAGGGCUAGAGUCUGCAGUUGGGGGGCGACUCGGUUUCAGGCGUGUUGGACUCUACAUGUGGGGAGCUGCAUUGGGCGUCCUACCCGUCGUUGACGUCGUCACCGACUUCCUGGUGCUGAGCGAGGUCUGGGGGGCGUGGCCGAUGUGGGUGGUGUUGGCGUCCGUCUGCGCGCCGUUCGUGUGGGCGUCUUUCGCCGUUGCUAAGGCCUGGUCGUCGACCGGGAAUCCAGUGGGCGGGUGGAAAGAGUUGCGUGUGAGAUGGUUGUGGCCGCUGCCGGCUCUUGCCAACGAGCCGCCGAGGACCACGGACUGGUGGUCCGUGCGCGCCGUGGUCGUGGCGAUCCUGCUGCUACCCAUGGGUCUCUUGGGCGUGCUCGUCCAGGACCUGCUCUCCGUGGCGGAGAAGUUCGGGCUUCAUCUGGCGACCGGGGACCGGAUCCUCGUCUUCGAGCGCUACCACGAGUCCCGGGUGAUGGUCGAGCUGCUCCUGGAGUCCCUGCCCCAGGCGGUGUUCCAGACGGGACUCUACGUCAUUGGGAGCUCGAGGGCGACCCGCAUCUACAUCGACCAGCGCAUCUUCGUGCAGUCCAUCGUGGUGUCGCUGUGCAGUCUGUCCGUGCAUUACUGCACCAUGCUCUGGGAGGCGGUGUACGAGGGCAGGUCGCUGGUCAGGGUGUUUCUCGACCGGUUCGGGAGUGCGGGGCAGCCGAGUGUCGUGACGCUGACCACCGAGCCGAGCGCGGAUGCAGAAGUGGAGGGGUUGAGUCAGAAGCUCGGCAACUUGACCUUCCUCACCUCGCUCUCCCUCUCCUACAACGAGCUGUCCGACCCCAUCCCCCCCGAGCUCAGCCGCCUGACCAACCUCGCGGUUCUCCACCUAUCAUCCAACAACCUCUCCGGCUUCAUCCCAGCCGGGCUUGGCCGCCUACCCAAACUCAGGUCCCUCGACCUUUCCUCCAACGACCUCUUUGGCCCCAUCCCCACCGAACUCGGCAGCCUGACCAGACUCGAGUACCUAGAGCUUUACGACAACGGCCUCACCGGCCUCAUCCCCCCCGAGCUCGGCCGCUUGACCACACUCAGGUCCCUACAACUUUUUGACAACGGCCUCUCCGGCCCCAUUCCCCCGGAGCUCGGCCGUCUAACCGGCCUCACCCUGCUCUCCCUCGGCUCCAACAACAUCUCCGGCCGAAUUCCUCCAGAGAUCGGCAGCCUGAGUGCCCUCAAGUGGCUCCGCCUCUCCUCCAACGGCCUCUUCGGUCCCAUCCCCGCCGAGGUCGGCAGUCUGUCCAACCUCUCCAGCCUUGACCUCUCCGGCAACGGCCUCUCCGGCCCCAUCCCCCCCGAGCUCGGCAACAUGACCGCCCUCACAUACAUGCUCCUCUUUUCUAACGAGCUCUCCGGACCGAUCCCCCCCGAGCUCGGCCGCCUGACCCGCCUCACCUUCCUCCUCCUUUCUCGCAAUGGCAACGGCCUCUCCGGGCCCAUCCCCGCAGAGCUCGGCCUCCUCACCGGCCUCACCGACCUCUCCCUCUCCUUCAACCGCCUCUCCGGCCCCAUCCCCCCGGAACUCGGCCGCCUGACCGGCCUCACCUCCCUCUAUCUCAAC
Molecule: messenger RNA, 2717 nt
Organism: Klebsormidium nitens
Lineage: Eukaryota; Viridiplantae; Streptophyta; Klebsormidiophyceae; Klebsormidiales; Klebsormidiaceae
Source: the annotation of a GenBank genome assembly